Molecule: messenger RNA, 1896 nt
Organism: Bufo gargarizans (Asiatic toad)
Lineage: Eukaryota; Metazoa; Chordata; Amphibia; Anura; Bufonidae
Product: protocadherin gamma-B1-like
Exons: 1
Coding region: 175-1758 (527 amino acids)
Biological process (GO): homophilic cell-cell adhesion
Cellular component (GO): plasma membrane
Molecular function (GO): calcium ion binding
Source: RefSeq, a predicted model, not a curated record
UCACCUCCAUGAUACAGUGCUCAACCACAAGAAGAAAUAUACAGCAUUUUACUCUAGCAUGUGCCAUGUAUAGGACUCAUAAAGAAAAGGGAUCACCUUCUGCUACUAAUUCUAUUGGAUUAUAAAUGUCACAAGGAGUUUUAGCAAUAUACAGUACUUCUACUGAGAAGAAGAAUGGCUGGAUUACAACUGCAGGAAGGACAAUCAAUGCAAGGACUCAGAGGGCAAGUAAUAUUUCUCUUCUUAUUUUCCUGGCUGUGCCAUUCAGUCUCUGGUCAGAUUCAUUAUUCUAUUAAUGAAGAAUUAAGAAAAGGUUCAAUUGUUGGAAAUUUAUCAAAUGAUCUUGAGCUAAAUAUUAAUGAUCUUUCCAGAAGAAGAUUACGUAUUGUGUCUGAUAUGUCUGAGAAAUAUUUCAAUAUAAAUCUUGAUAAUGGAAACCUAGUCAUCGCUGAUAGGAUAGAUAGGGAGACAUUAUGUGGAGCUUCAGCUGAUUGUGUCCUUACAUUCGAUGCUGUGGUAGAAAAUCCACUAAAUGUCUUCAGUAUAAAGAUUGAUAUUCAGGAUAUAAAUGACAAUCCUCCUACAUUUGUCCAUGAAAAUAUUAAAAUAGAAAUGAGUGAAUCGACCUCUCCAGGAAGAAGAUUUCUUUUACAAAAUGCAGAAGAUUUGGAUAUAGGUAUUAAUUCUCUGAUAACCUACAAACUCAGUGCUAACCAGUAUUUUGCUCUUGGAGAGAAGGUCAGCUCUGAUGGCAGUGUAUUUCCAGAGCUCAUACUAGAGAAACCUCUAGACCGAGAGGCACAAGACAAGCAUGAACUCAUUCUAACAGCUUCUGAUGGUGGAAAUCCCUUACAGACAGGCACUGCCUUAAUUACUAUCAUUAUCAAUGAUAUCAAUGAUAAUUCUCCGAUAUUUACACAGGAUGUAUAUAAAGUAAGUGUUAGGGAAAAUAUACCGGUGAAUUCAACAAUUCUGCAAGUCAGUGCAAGUGACGAAGAUGAAGGUAUCAAUGCUAAGAUCACUUACUCUAUUAGAACCAAAGCAAAAAAUAUUCUUCAGACUUUUACAAUCAAUCCCAGAAAUGGAUUGAUUACAACAAAAGGCUAUAUAGAUUAUGAAGUGUCAAGAUUUUAUGAAAUUUCAGUACAAGCAGAAGAUGGUGGAAGUCUUGCUGCCAAAGCCAAGAUUUUAAUAGAAAUAACAGAUGAAAAUGACAAUGCCCCAGAUAUAUCCAUAACUUCAUUGUCAGAUAUUAUUCCUGAGGAUUCAGCACCUGGAAUGGUGGUAGCACUUAUUAAAGUUCAUGACCGUGACUCAGGAGAAAAUGGAGAGCUUCAAUGCAAAAUAAAAGGUGAUUUACCAUUUGAAUUAAUAUCAUCAGAAAGUAAUUUUUAUAAAAUUGUUACAAAAAGUAGUCUAGAUAGAGAAAACAUAUCAUCCUACAACAUCACAAUACAAGCCUCAGACAAAGGGUCUCCUGAAAUGACAUCAAGUAAAGUUAUUCAAGUGAACAUAACAGAUGUUAAUGACAAUGCCCCAGGGUUUGAGAAAUUGCUUUACACUGCAUUUGUCACUGAAAAUAAUUUACCAGGAUCUUCAAUAUUUAGUAUUCAAGCAAAAGACAUGGACAGUGGUGACAAUGCUAAGAUAACAUAUUCUAUAAAAACUAGAGGUAAAGAAGACGAUUCACUGUCUUCUUAUAUGUCUUUAAAUCCAGUAACAGGGGUCAUAUAUGCGCAAAGGUCAUUUGAAUUAUGAGAAACAUAAAGAAUUUAAUAUUGACAUUAUUGCCAAAGACAAUGGAUCUCCAUCUCUGAGCAGCAGUACAACACUAAAAAUAUGUAUAGUCGACCAGAAUGAUAAUUCACCCAUUAUUCUGUACCCAUCACCAGAGGU